Messenger RNA from Strongylus vulgaris, 192 nucleotides. Lineage: Eukaryota; Metazoa; Nematoda; Chromadorea; Rhabditida; Strongylidae. The record is from the annotation of a GenBank genome assembly.
AUGCUUUUUUACAAAGCUGUAGAACAGUCGUUAUUGCAGAUCAUCCCAGUUAAAGCAGUUAGGAUUGAACCUCUAUCAGAAGGAGGGUAUUUCGCCAUAGAUGGAGAACCCUGCAAGUCGGGAUCAUCGUUUCAGGUGAAAAAUACCAGAUUUUGUAAGGCUCUUUUAGCAAGUGUACUUUCAAAUUACUAG